CGUGCGAAGAGAGAGCAUGCGCAGACACUCGCUGAGCAGAUGCAAGAGGCACGAGAGAAAGAGGCUGAAAUCCAGAGGGAGAUGGAGAGAGAAGAGGAGGAGAAGCGGCGUCGGGAUGAGGAAUUGGCCGCGGCUAUCGCGGUGGAGAAGGAGAGGCAGAGGGGCAUCAAGAGGGAGAUAUUCAGGCAUAGAGAGCUCCGUAGGCAGGAGGGAA
Perkinsus marinus ATCC 50983 is the source of this 214-nucleotide messenger RNA. RefSeq lists its product as hypothetical. NCBI's taxonomy places the organism in Eukaryota, Perkinsozoa, Perkinsida, Perkinsidae. The annotation marks the transcript as partial. The record is from RefSeq and is a predicted model, not a curated record. The transcript has 2 exons.